AUGGAACCCACUGCAAAGCAAACAAUCCAUUCCGCGCUUGGAGCGUUGACAGAAAGCAACACACAGCCCGAAGUUUUCCCCGUAAAGCACAAGAAGAAUCAGGCUCAGAUGAAGAAACCGCUGGACGUACCACCAUGGAACGUGAAUUUGCAAUCGCGAGCCUACGGCAGCGAAAAUGCCGCCAAUGUUGGCAUAUCCCGUUUGGGGAGUUCGAUUAGCGGCCCUUUUAAGCCAGCUUCAAGUACCUUGGGAAAUACUAUGACCAAUUUCGACCAGAUUUAUGACAGCCGAUAUUCUCGUUAUGAUCCACGCGAUACUCAAAAUCAAAUACGCGAACUUUUAGAGAGCAUUCCGGAUGAAGUCGACGAUUGUGCCCUCACUGAGGGAACACCUUCUGAAAUGACUAUCAGCCUAAUGAGGCAUCAAACGCAGGGCCUAAAUUGGAUGAAAGAUCGCGAAGAGGGGGAGAAAAAGAACGGCGGCAUACUAGCUGAUAUGGGUCUAGGAAAGACGAUUCAAACGCUUGCUUUGAUUCUGUCAAACAAAUCGAAUCAAGAACGAAAAAUGACACUGAUUGUUGCUCCCUUGUCACUCAUUCGUCAAUGGGAGAAUGAAAUUGUUAGUAAAACUAAAGAAAAAUCGUUGUCUGUGUACCUACAUCAUGGUCCGGCAAAAACGAAAGAUGCAAGAAAAUUAGCGAAAUAUGAUGUAGUUAUCACAACUUACCAAGUGGUUGCUAGUGAAUGGCCUGCUCCGCCAAAAUCCAAGGGAAAGAAGAAAGAAGAAGAUAAUUCCGUCAGUUUGAUAUAUGCCGGACCUUUGUUUAAGGCCAAGUGGCAUCGUAUUGUUUUGGAUGAAGCUCAGUACAUAAAGAAUAGAAAUACCAUGGCGGCUCAAGGCUGUUAUGCACUGGAUGGUUUAAAAAGAUGGUGCUUGACGGGAACCCCAAUCCAGAACAAUCUAGAUGAACUGUAUAGUCUCUUUCGGUUUUUGAGAAUAGAACCGCUUAACAACUAUGACACUUUCAAAAAAACAAUAAUGCAACCGAUACAGUAUGGACGAAUAGGGACAUCGUUUAAACGAUUACAGAUAAUACUGAAAGCUGUUAUGCUUAGACGCACCAAGAAUACGUUUAUCGACGGUAAACCAUUGCUUACACUUCCUGAACGAAAUGUUGAGAAUAUAGUCGUCCAAUUUUCCCCCGAGGAGCGCGACUUUUAUCAAUCGCUUGCAAACCGGACGCAGUUGACACUAAAUCGAUAUGUCAAAGAAGGCACACUUAAUAACAAUUUUACUAAUAUCCUUGUUUUGUUAUUAAGGUUACGUCAGGCUUGUAAUCAUCCAAAUCUUGUUUCAAAAGAAGCUGCCGGAAAGGACGCAAAAGACAAACCUAUAUCAGAGUCAGCUGAACUCCAAGACCAAGAAUUAAACGAUCUUGCCAAGCUGAUGACAAGCAUGGCUGUUGGCAAUUCAUCAGAAUGCUGUGAAAUUUGCCUCGACCGACUAGAUAUAUCUGAACAAGUACAUUGUGCAAAGUGCACAAAAGAGAUUGUACGGAAGGCGACCACACACGACGGCUUCGUGUCAUCAGCUAAAAUUGAUAAAAUGAUAGAGAUACUGUCUAUAACCCGACGUGAUAAUCCUCGGGCGAAGACGAUCAUAUUUUCUCAGUUCGCCAGCAUGCUAGAUUUAAUCGAACACCCAUUAACCAGAGCAGGCUUCGAAUUUGUAAGAUAUGAUGGAAGCAUGCCUGAAAAGAAACGUAGCAACAACCUCAAUCUUUUGCGAGAACGUGAUAAUAUCACUGUACUUUUGCUUUCACUCAAAUGCGGAUCACUUGGUCUCAAUUUGACUUGUGCAAAUUAUGUUAUUCUCUUGGAUGUAUGGUGGAAUCCUGGUAAGCAAACUCGUUUCGGUGAUUCUGCCGAUGAUUUCCAGAUGCAAUUUGUGGGCAGCAAUCCUCAGCCACUGUUGAGAAUCAGGCAAUUGACCGGGUACACAGUCUAUGUCAGCAAAAUAACAGUUGCGGAUACAGUCGAAGAUCGUAUAAUGAUGUUGCAACAGAAAAAGAAAGAAUUGGCGGAUGGUGUCUUGGAGAACAAGGUCGUUAAGGGUGAUAAACUUUCCCUACGCGACCUUAUGUUCCUAUUCAACUAUGAUUAUUAA
Molecule: messenger RNA, 2166 nt
Organism: Paraglomus brasilianum
Lineage: Eukaryota; Fungi; Glomeromycota; Glomeromycetes; Paraglomerales; Paraglomeraceae
Source: the annotation of a GenBank genome assembly